Molecule: messenger RNA, 3790 nt
Organism: Ictalurus punctatus (channel catfish)
Lineage: Eukaryota; Metazoa; Chordata; Actinopteri; Siluriformes; Ictaluridae
Product: T-lymphocyte activation antigen CD80
Exons: 8
Coding region: 281-1126 (281 amino acids)
Biological process (GO): immune response; cellular response to lipopolysaccharide; positive regulation of T cell proliferation
Cellular component (GO): external side of plasma membrane
Source: RefSeq, a predicted model, not a curated record
ACCCACCCACACACACACACACACAAUCAUAUGCUGUGAAUUAGAGCUUCUCUGAUUGUUUUUGCCAUUUCAUCUCUCAAAAGCGACAGAGGAGACAUCACACACUCACAGUCUAUUGACCCAUGGACCAAGUCAUGAUCAGUGAAGUAUAUCGGGGUUUCCCUAUGACGCCAUCGCCCCGCCCCCUCCGUGACUGAAGACCGAUACUGCGAGUUCCCCUUUUCGUUUCUGUGGCUGCGCGCGCGAUACCGAGCGUCUCUCUCUCUCACGUUCAGUGGAAAUGCGGCGCGGCUCUCUGUUCCUGUUGGUCGUCAUUUCAGCGCUGCAGCUAAUAAGCGCAGGUGACGAUCCUGUAGUGCACAAUGUGCAGGGGAUUGUGGGUGGAAGUGUGAAAAUGCGCUGUGAGCUGGAGCACCCACACAUCGUUAACAGGCUUUACUUCCAGAAGACAGUAAAAGGAGAUGAAAUCUUCAUCAACGGGUUUUACCCCAGAAGUCCACUCACACUGCGUGAAGAGUACAAAGAUCGCACCAUCGUCAACCAAACGGAACUCAGCAUGGAGAUGUCUGAGCUCUCUCCUAACGACGAGGGAGAGUACACCUGUAUCAUCUUUUUCAAUAGUGACUCUCCCAUCAAAAAAAAGUUUCACCUCACAGUUACAGCCAAUUACAGCGUUCCCGUCAUAACCCGCCAGGGUUGCGGCAGUGACCCAGCCGACCAUAACUGCGUGAUCGGAUGUUCGUCGUCAGGGGGAUAUCCUCGCAGUAAUGUAACCUGGGGUGUGGUCGGAGCUGACAUGAGCAGCCUGCUGACGAGCGAAGGGGACCCUGUGUUUACGCAGGACAGAGACUCGCAACUUUGGAACGUGUCCCACGUUGUUAUGCUGAACUGCAGCCGGAUGCUGAACAUCACCUGCUCUGUUAGGGGAGUCGUGUCACAUGCUCUCAGUGUGUGUGAUAUUCCUGCUACCCCAGAUAUUAUCACGCCAAUUGCAAGUGUUGUGCUGUUGCUGGUUCCCAUUACCCUCAUUGUGAUUGCUAUGAUAAAGUGCAGAAGAAGACAACCCUCAGCCGAGCUCUCAACAGAUGCCGAGCUUGCGAGUUUAAACUCAGGUCAGGCUGGAUGAACACGGCGAAACACACGCUUUCUGAAAACUUGACCUGAAGAUCCGUGUGUGUGUGUGUGUGUGUGUGUGUGUCUGAUGGACAGAUGAAGAAGCAGACGGACUAUCAGAGUUCGUACACACUCUGCAGCUAACGGACAAGCGCGGUUCGAAGUCAAACCUGCGGCUACGGCAUGUCUGAUCUGCUGGAAGAGCCAGACACCGCAUCAGCAACAACAACAACAUUCCUUUCUAUUUUGUUUUUAAAAAAAAGUUUUUGUUACUAGAAGAAAUGUUACAUUUCUUUCGAUGAAAUGUGAUCUGUCAUAUUGAACACGAUGGCAUUUCAGAACACUGACAAAACCGGCUUAACGUUCAGGUUUCUGUCUUUAACAAAUAUAUUAGCUUAACAUUUAUUAACCUAACAUUUCUGUAGAUUAGCAUAACACUCAAAGCAUAGCAUUCAUCUUAGAUAGCUUAGCAUUCACAAACUGCAGUUUUCUACACGGAGGCACGAUAAAUUAAAUACGCGUUAACAAUUGGCUUGCUAGCUAGCUAGCUACUACGGAAACACGGUGCAAACCUAGUCGAACCUUUCUGCAAAUCUAACAUUACUGGAACUGGAAAUCAGUUUAGCUCUAUCAGUUUCUUCCUUCUCAGGGAAGAAAAUGGCUGCCAUUACUUAAAAAAAAAAAAAAGGGAAAAAAAAAGUAUUAAGCUGUGUUUCCUUCUCACUGUUAAAUGUUUAAACAUCCAAAGGUUAUAAAUGCAUUCCUGUUAUAAUGUGAUUACUUUGGAAGCGUGUACAUUUAGUGUGUGCGCUUGUGGUGUGUUCACACCGGUGCGAUAUAGUGCACUAUUUAUUACCGUCGUAUACCUCUGAGAAUAACGUGUGGAACACUGGACACACCAAGCGAGAACACAUCUACGCCUGCGGCUGUUCGAUUCCGGAGUCGACUCGGAUUCUGAUGGGAGUCGAUUCCAUGAGUCGACUCGGAUUCUGAUGGGAGUCGAUUCCAUGAGUCGACUCGGAUUCUGGUGGGAGUCGAUUCCAUGAGUCGACUCGGAUUCUGAUGGGAUUUGAUUCCGUUGUCGACUCGGAUUCUGAUUGGAGUCGAUUCCAUGAGUCGACUCGGAUUCUGACGGGUGUCGAUUCCAUGAGUCGACUCGCCCUUAGAAUUUUCUCCAGUCCAAAAAAGACAGGGGGAAAAAGAUUAGCGGUGCAAUAUUCAUUAAGUGCACGAGACAGCUUCAAACAUGCCGUUACAACAGGAGUUUGACAGUUAGCAAACUGCAAACUUAGCAAACACCAAUUUAUGUUAGCAAAACGUUCAACCUAGCGUUCAAAAUAAUUGGCAUCAGCGAUCUUUCAGCGCGCAUUAAAAAGUUAUUGCAGGUCAACUCUGGAAACUAGCUAGCUUGUUACUAGAUGUUUGAAGACUCUGUGAAAUGCACAGCGUUAUCUGACGUGUUGAUGUAAUUUCCACUGAAAAAGGAAGUUAGAACAGGACAUAUCGAGUGGCUCUUUCCCCUUUUUAAAUACCCAAUAACUUUUAGCUUACCUCACAGCCCAGGCUACGCCGUACUUAACAGUUAGCACCAUGGAUUAUUAUCAUGUUGGGGGCGGGACACUUCAGGCACUUCCAUAGAGCAUUUGAUUGGAUUUCAUUUUGAAUUUGUAUGUCUUCUAAAUGCUAAUUUUGUCACUGUUUUGGAGCACACUAGCUUAUAAAUAACCUUAAGGUGAACAUAUUUAUACUAAAAGCCACAAAACUGUCAUUUUGAUUUCAUGUGGACUUUAAAGCGACUCCAUUGUUGUCUAGUCUGUUGUUUAAUUCGAACAUUUCGAGAUUUAGCGAAUGCUAGUUGAAUUAGAAUAGCUAAUUGUAACGGGCUAGCUAAAGUGUGCCCGAUUAACUCCCGUCAACUCCCAUGUGGUUUGAUUGUUUGUUGACUUGUUGUUGACUGAACGUUUUAUUUCGUUUUUGCGAGUAAAAUACAGCCGUCGGGCUGCGAGGGCGUGUAGAUGAGGGACGCAGCUUCUGCAAACUACAUGUGGAGACAACUCUCAAUUCCCAGAUGCCUGGAAUCAGAGACCCCGUUUUCAACCCCUAGGCAAACUCCAAACGAAACUCAGGGAGCAUUCUAGAACGUUAAAUUGGUCUUGUUCUAGAACAUAAACUAAUUGGUAUUCUAUUGUUAAUCUACGAAUCAUUCUGGAACACUAAACCAAGGAGUGUUCUGCUGUAGAAUGCUGCCUAGUUUACCUUUCUAGAGCGUUCUAGAACUCUCCUUGGUUUAGCACUACAGAGCGCUUCUUGGUGGUUCUUCUAACGAUGGUUCUCAUAAACAUAUGUACAGAUGCAUUCAGUCACUUUAAGGAAAGUUCUCUGGCAUAUUUUUUUUUUUAUAUUAAUGCCCUACACAUACUACAGGGAACUUCCUAGAACUCUGUGUGUGUGUGUGUGAGAGAGAGAGAUUUUGGGAAUCUAUAAAAUGUUCAUCAUCUAUUUACUUUAUUAAACUCUUGAAUGCGUAGAAAAUUGCCGUGCGUGUUCACGCCAAGUCCUUUAUAAACCUCUUUCCUAAAGGAAAUACUCUUGUCAGUUUCGUUUUAUAAAUGAUGUUCUUGGCUCAUUGUAUUUAUAGUGAUACAAGUGUGUAAUAAAAUUGUUCUCUUUUUUUAAA